This is a messenger RNA of Paralichthys olivaceus (Japanese flounder), 1032 nucleotides long. RefSeq names its product protein NCBP2AS2-like. NCBI's taxonomy places the organism in Eukaryota, Metazoa, Chordata, Actinopteri, Pleuronectiformes, Paralichthyidae. The record is from RefSeq and is a predicted model, not a curated record.
CCAGUCUCGUCACGUGACACCAGCCGUCCUCUCGCGUGAACUGGGACGUGACGCUGCCGUCAGUGCGCGAUGACCUCACAGAUCUCCAGCUGUGACCUCAUCAGCUGCUUAGCCGAGAACCCCGCAGUGUGGACGCGGGCUGCUAACGCUUAGCUAGCCAAGCUAACGCCCGCCGCCAUGCUGUCCCGCUUGUUGUUCUCCCUCAUCAACAACCUCCGCGUCGUGGAGAAGUUGGCGGAGUCUCGGCCGAUCCGCAGGGCGGCGCAGAUCACCGCCUACGCCAUCACCAAGGCUCAGAUGGCCGGCCGGGACGCCUCGGAGCGGGCCAUGCGGUCGCAGACGCUGCGGCAGGUCCGGGAGGAGGCCGGCAGGGUCCCCGGGGACCUGGGGGAGGUGGGCAGCCGCCUGAGGAGGGUCCGGGAGACGUUCGUGAACGAGGUGAAGGAGGGAUGGAAGGACGGCUCCAGGCAGGUCAAGAAGUAAAGAGGACACCCUGGGUGAGGAAGUGACAGACUUAAUGACUGCAAACGUCACUUCUUUAACCUGAGUGUGUUCCUGAGUAACUCCCUGCUGGAGAAAUCCAGAAUCUACCUGUGAAUCUAAUGAUCAGUCACAUGAAAUCUGUGUCCAAACAGUUUAUGGCAUUCACUGUAUUCACCUCUGAAAACACAUGGACGUCUGCUGUGUGCACUGGGUGUUUUAGACAUCCUGUGGGGAACCUAGGAGCUGACUCAGAAAGUUAUAUUCAGAAGUUAUUUCAACAUAUAGACCAGACCUCUGGAGCUGCAAUGUCUGAAUAACCCCAUAGUAACGUCCUGGUGACAGUUUAGUCUUUAACCGAUGUGCCGAGCACUCGAUCAUCUGUGACACCAAUCCUCCCCAGGACCUUCAUUUCCUUCAUUUGACAUUGGGUUGUCAGUGGGAAUCUUUUAUCAGCUGUAUAUGUGUAUUCAGAGGGAUAUAAUUAUCAUUGACAAUGAAGUCAUCAUUUAGUUCUGGUUGUAUAAAUAAAGAUGAUUAUUUAUAACGAAG